CUCUCCGCGGAGGCGGGGACCUUCUACUCUACAUUCUCGGCAAGCAUCAAUAAAAUCAUCAAUAUACACAUAGCUAGUAUAUGAAGCCUUAGCAGCAUCUAGGAAGUCAGAAAUAUCUCAUCAUCUGGAUCGUCAUCACAGAAUAAGGCCAAGUAGCGCCCUCUAUCAGCAACAAAGCAACAAAAUGCCACUUCAGCUUGAGGACAUGAAAUUUGAAGAUGCCGAGGCAUACGCAAACACGUAUGCCACCUCGUUCAACACCGACCCUUACUCGAGAGCCUCCUUUGCAGACCAGACAUAUGAUGAGCGGGUAGCAGGCCUUAUUCGCCGUUGGCCUAAAAACUAUUGCGAAGCUUUCAAUGCCUAUAAAAAGGUCGUCGACACCGACACGGGAGAGUUGGUUGGUUGGGUCAAGAUUGGGUUUCAGAACACCGAUAUUGAUCCCGAUCGAUUUACUCCAGCCGAUGCCCCUGAAGACAUAGUCAGAAAUCGUCUACCGCCCCCAGAAGCGCCAACUGCUGCUCCCACGGGGUCUGGAUUUAGUAGUAGGGCCGCGAGGGCUCAAUUUCGGGAUUUGGGCAAUCGGCCUGCUAUUAUCUUGAAGCUCAUUGGCACACAUCCCAAGGCACAGCGACGUGGUGCCGGAAGCUUGCUGAUGACCUGGGUCACAGAGUUGGCCGACCAAGAGGGCCUCGCCUGCUGGGUGACUGGCUCCCCAAUGGCUGUGCCGUUGUACAAGAAAUUUGGAUUUCAAGUGAUGGAAGAGAUUACCGUAGACCUGCCUGGAGGCAGUGACGGGGAAACUUAUACACACACGUGUAUGCUUCGCGAAUCGAAGAAGCCCGAAGCGGCUGCUUGAGUGCUCCGCGGCGUGCACCAGAGAUGGCUUGUUAUAUGGGCAUCCUAUUGUAUUCCUGUUAAUGGGUUGUAGGCAUGCCCAUAAAUCUGCAUGUCCAUCUGUCAAGGUUUGGUUAGCAAAGACUAGUUAUUCCCCAAUAUGGAUUGCUUCUUCGCUCAUACGCCGACACAAGAGUCCUAAGGUGUGAGAUAUAAUUUAUAGUGUUAUUAUUGCUUGGCC
This is a messenger RNA of Trichoderma harzianum CBS 226.95, 1078 nucleotides long. RefSeq lists its product as hypothetical. The coding region runs from base 185 to 859 and encodes 224 amino acids. Lineage: Eukaryota; Fungi; Ascomycota; Sordariomycetes; Hypocreales; Hypocreaceae. The record is from RefSeq and is a predicted model, not a curated record. The transcript is spliced from 4 exons. Gene Ontology annotation, molecular function: acyltransferase activity, transferring groups other than amino-acyl groups.